AUGGUGUCCAAUACUGCUACUUUGUCUAAAUACGCCAACCUUGACCAGCGCGGAAAGGUCCUGGCCGAAUACAUCUGGAUCGAUGGUACCAAUAACAUGCGAUCCAAGUGUAAGACACUUGAUAGCCUCCCCAAGUCCGUCGACGAGCUCCCCGAGUGGAACUUUGACGGUUCUUCCACUGAGCAGGCCCCCGGUGACAACUCCGACAUCUACCUGCGCCCCGUCGCCAUCUACCGUGAUCCUUUCCGCGGUGGCGACAAUAUUCUCGUUCUUGCAGAGUGCUGGAACAACGACGGUACUCCCAACAAGACCAACUACCGCCACGAGUGCGCCAAGUUGAUGGAGGCCCACAAGGAUCAGGAGAUCUGGUUCGGCAUUGAGCAGGAGUACACCCUGCUCGAUAAGUACGACAACAUCUACGGAUGGCCCAAGGGAGGCUUCCCUGCUCCUCAGGGCCCUUACUACUGUGGUGUCGGUACCGGCAAAGUCAACUGCCGUGACAUCGUGGAGGCCCACUACAAGGCCUGCUUGUACGCCGGCAUCGACAUCUCUGGUGUCAACGCCGAGGUUAUGCCUUCCCAGUGGGAGUACCAAGUUGGUCCCUGUGAGGGUAUCAGCAUGGGUGACGAGCUGACUGUUUCCCGGUAUAUGCUCCACCGUGUUGGUGAAGACUUUGGCGUCAAGGUCACAUUCCACCCCAAACCUCUUAAGGGUGACUGGAACGGUGCCGGCUGCCACACCAACGUCUCCACCAGAGACAUGCGUGCUGAGGGUGGUAUCAAGGCUAUCGAAAACGCCAUUGAAAAGCUUUCUAAGCGCCACGCCGAGCACAUUGCUGUCUACGGUGAGGACAACGAGCAGCGUCUGACUGGCCGCCACGAGACUGCCUCCAUGGAGUGCUUCUCCUCCGGUGUCGCCAACCGUGGUGCCUCUGUCCGUAUCCCUCGCUCCGUUGCUAAGGAAGGCAAGGGCUACUUUGAGGACCGUCGUCCUGCUUCCAACAUCGAUCCUUACUUGGUCACUGGUAUCAUCACCGAGACUAUCUGCGGUCAAAUCCCUGACGCAGAUAUGUACCAGAGCUACCAGAAGGAGUAA
Messenger RNA from Wickerhamiella sorbophila, 1095 nucleotides. Its product is annotated as Glutamine synthetase. Bases 1 to 1095 code for a protein of 364 amino acids. The transcript has a single exon. Gene Ontology annotation, cellular component: cytoplasm. Lineage: Eukaryota; Fungi; Ascomycota; Dipodascomycetes; Dipodascales; Trichomonascaceae. The record is from RefSeq and is a predicted model, not a curated record. Gene Ontology annotation, molecular function: glutamine synthetase activity.